This is a messenger RNA of Frieseomelitta varia, 2859 nucleotides long. RefSeq names its product histone deacetylase complex subunit SAP130-A (gene Sap130). Gene Ontology annotation, cellular component: Sin3-type complex. Gene Ontology annotation, biological process: negative regulation of transcription by RNA polymerase II. NCBI's taxonomy places the organism in Eukaryota, Metazoa, Arthropoda, Insecta, Hymenoptera, Apidae. The coding region runs from base 178 to 2724 and encodes 848 amino acids. The record is from RefSeq and is a predicted model, not a curated record. The transcript is spliced from 10 exons.
CACUGUAUUGUGCUUACACUGGGCGCUAUAAAGAGAGAAAAUUGUUGUUUGGAAUGUAAAAUGUUUUUUUUUAUAAAACCUCAAUGAAACAGAAAAGUUUUAGAAAUGUCACAUGUAUACGUUUAAAUAAAUCGGUAAUGGUCUUACUGCGUUAUGUUUUUAUAAAGACCUACAGAUAUGAACACAACAUUAAGCUCAGUCGAGAGUGGCGGUGAUAAACAUCUACCGGAGACAACUGUACAAAGCAUAGCUCAAAAUCUAACUACUAUGCAAAGUAUACAAAAUGUGCAAAGCGUUGUUCAAAGUAAUAUACAGAAUAUUCAAUCAACACAGACCAUAGUAGGAUCAGUUGGUACGUCUACCAAUCUUGUAGGUAAAACAAUGUCAAUGGAUACAAAUUCAAAAUUACCUGUAAUGAAGCCUGUAGUUCCUUCUGGUACCACUUCAACUUCAGAAACAAAUAAGAUAACCACAACGAUUUGUUCAGUGGGUUCCACAGUAAGGAUAAUUUCUCCAGGUAUGUUGAGUACAGUAGAACGUCAAAAUCAACCACAGGCUCAGCAACUAUUGCAACAGACACAGCAGGUGACAAAUAUGCCAGCAACUUAUCAUGUGCCUCGAGGGCCAGCUGCAGUUGCUAAUAUUUCUGCACCAAGAUCCACAGUAGCUACCCCGAUUGUUAGAGCAAAUACAGGACAAGCUAUACCUACAACAAGACCAGGCAUAAAUACAGCUAUUUCAAAUCCGCAAUGGCAACCUAAAACAACGUCAGUGGUAUAUGCGCAACAACAAAGGCAUCCUGUACCUCCAGUUAGUCGAAUCUCAAGACCACCAUCAACGGUGUAUACCAGUCAACAGCCUCGUUUAAUUACACCUACAGGUCAAGGAAGAUCUGUACAAGCUACAAUGGUUACUGGAGUUCCCAGUAACCCAUCUAGAUUAAUAGCACCUGUUCUGCAGGCAAACAAUAGUAUUACUAGAUUACCAAUAACACAAAGCAGACCAGCUACUCCUCAAGUAUCAAAUAUAUCACUAACUACACAAUCUAACAGAUCAUCGACUCAAACUAUUCAACCUAAUCAGUCAAAUAGACCUCUAAGUACCACAGGUAUUGUAAAUCGUAUAGCUGUAUCAGCACCUGUAAUUGGAACUGCAAAUAGAGUAACUGCUUCAGCUUCAGUGACUGUUCAACCAACAGUUGGGAGACAAUUAUCAAUUAAUACUGUUGCUACUCCAUCAACUGGAACUGUUAGCAGAAUUGUAAUUCCUUCACAGCAAGUACAACAACAGCAACAGCAACAGCAGCCACAAUCACAAUCACAAACAAUACCACGUGUUGUUCAAACAGUAACUUCUUUGUCAAGUCUUAAUACAGUAUCACGUAUAAUUACUACAACAGCAAGUACAUCAAAUACAACAAGAAUAUCACAACCCACAUCAACUACUGUUGCUAGAAUUACUGGGAUGUCUUUACAUCCUUUACCUUUAGCACCUGCAAGAGUUACAUCAGCACCUGCUAAAACAGUACAGGCACAAAGCAUCGGACAAACUGUACAAAUCAAGACUAAUCAACAGUCCGGAUUUCGAGUUUCUUCUGCGAGUAAUGCAAAUAAUAAUUCAAGUACAACAUCUUCUCAAUCAGCUCAAGGACAAUAUUUACAUCCACCACAUACUGCAACCUAUUAUUCUUUUGAACCCACAGGAGCAUAUACUCAAUACCGUCAAACUCCAGUAAGAUUACUUGUUGAACCUGGGUAUGAUGAACCCCAUACUAAAACAAAUGCGUCUCCAAGACCAAGUAUACUUAGAAAAAGAGAUCAUGACAAUUCACCUAUUAAAGGUGCGGCUAAAAAUUUAAUUCCUGUACUAGCAUCCUUACCCCCUGUUACAACAUCGAGUCCACCAUGUUCACCGAGAGGAGACCAAGAUGGUGGAGGUUGUCAAAGUUCAGGAUCUACAACAGUUUCAGCAACAUCGUCACCUGGACUUGAUGAAGAACCUGAACAAUCUAGAAUUACUAUAAAUCCAACAAUAGAAAUGUCUCCGAGAAAAAAACCUCGAAAACAACAACUUACUGGAGUAGAAUUAACAGAACCAAGGUGUACUGAAGAAGAAAUGCAAUUUAUUACAGAAGAAAGAAUGAAAAAGGAGCUCAAGGAAGAAUCGAAAGAAAAAUUAUCUGAGAAAAGACAAACAGCAAACACACAAUGUGAUGUUAUUAAAUCUCCUAUACAACAACCGACAGUUGCAAUGCGAACACGGCCUACACCUAGUUUAUUAGGACCUUCUUGGAAAAAUAGAUGGAGCAGUAGACUUCAUCAUUAUAGAAGGCCAAGCGAGGUUAGGCCUCGUGAAGAAAGACGGCCCACAGUUGCAGAAAUAGCCCAACAGAAACAUGUAUUACAGAAAUUAAAUGGUUGGAAAGUAUAUCAUCUUACUGCGCAAAUGGAAGAUAUUGCUGAUCUUGAGAAACAAGUACAUGAAAAACUGAAAACAACAUUAACCAUGCUUGAAUCACAGCAAAAUGUCAGGAAUAGACAAGAUGAUGGUCUUGAACGUGUAAAUGAAUUGAUUAAAGGAAAUAUGCAACGUAGUAGUUUAAUUAGCGAAGGAAUGAGUGAAGCACGUACGCAACUUAUUGCUAUAUUUCAGCAUAAAGGACCUAUCACAGAUAUUUUACAACGGUGUGGCAACAAACGGGCUCAAAAAAAACGGGAUAAAUGAGUUAUUGUAUGCAUCGAGUUAAUAUAAAUAUGUUUAUAAAAAUCUCUUGCAGGAGCAAGAUUUAAGAAGGUGUUAUUUUUAUCUGUGUCGCAGAAUCUAUAUUAUAAGAGUAAAAUAAAUGGUUUUAUAAAUCUA